UUAACACCAACGUGUACUUGCUUGAUCGACUUCUUUCAGGGAUGAAGCGUCUACUUUGGUUUUUGUUAUUUUUAUCUACAAUUCAAAAAGUUACGAACACAACAACAGUUAAUAAACAUCAGCCCAAACUCAAUGUUUUAUUAAUAAUAGCUGACGAUUUAGGAAUUGGAGACUUAAGUUGCUAUGGAAACAAAAAUAUUAAAACCCCAAAUCUUGAUUUACUUGCCUCAGAGGGAUUAAAGUUCAACAGAAUAUAUUCGUUUCCAUCAGAUUCAGGAAGCAUGUCUGCAAUCCUAACGGGUCAGGAGCCUAGGAAAUUUGGUCUUGUUAAGGGCAUUAACAAGUGGCCAGACUUCUGGAGUCCUUCCCAAUCUGGAGGUCUAUUACAGCAGCAUGGGGAAAAGAACAUAGGGAGGAUGUUUAUAGAAAAUAAAAUGAACUCCUUCUACAGCGGGAGAUGGGGCCUAGGAUUCCAACCCGAUUCCUUACCUACAUCCAGUGGAUUCUUGUCCUUCUUUGGCACCCCUGGAUCUCACAGUAUGGGCUGUUCUAAACAAAAUCACUUUUCGGAUUCUAAUCUUUUCUGGCAUAAAAUAACAGAUUCUGCACCAAUACUUCUCAGUCUGACUGCAAUGAUUUUGAUUUCAAAGUUUCAUUCAGUGAUAAAAUUGAGAACUUGCAUACUUCUGUUUUGUAUGCUAGUGAUCACUAUUGGACUGCUUCGUGUCUUUUGUUGGAUGACUCUAUUUAAUCCAAAUGCCUGUAUUUUUAUGGAAAAUAAUGUUAUCAUGGAACAACCAUACACAGAAGAUGUAUUGUCACUUAGAUUGAUAAAGAAUGCUAUACAUUUUUUCAAUUAUAGAGCCAAAAAUAAUGUGCCUUUUCUGUUUGUAAUGUCCUUUCUUCAGCCAAAGUUUCCACAUCUUAGAUCAUCCCCAUUCCAGAACAAGACCAUGUCUCCCUAUUAUGACUCAGUAGUUGAACUUGAUUGGAGUAUUGGAAAGGUUUUGCAAGCUUUAGAAAAAAACAACCUGAAAAACAAUACCCUGGUAAUUUUUGUUUCUGACAAUGCUCAAUCAUUUACUCAUCCAGUGACUAGGCUUCCACUUCCUCUUCAUCAUCAUGGAUCCAACGUUUUUAAAGCAAAUAAAAUGACCAUAAAGUUACGAGGAGAAAAGGGUUCCAAUUUGGAGGGCGGUUUACGAAUUCCUGCAAUAAUGAGACUACCCGGAAAAAUAAAAUCUAACUCAGAAACAAAUAUAGUAGCCUCACUAACAGACAUAUAUCCAACCAUAAUGGAUUACUACAACAUUGAGAAAACAAUGGAUGAUCGAUUACUGGAUGGGAAAAGCUUAUACCCAGUGUUUGAUAAUCCCGGUUUAUUCCCCUCGUCUUCUCUCCAUGAUCAGCUCUAUCAUUACUGUGAUACAGGACCUGUGGGGGCAGUGACUGUAGGAAACCUAAAAAUUCUCCUCAGAAAUGGAACAGAGACGGACUGUUCAGGACCACUUCUUGAGAACCCCCUAAUCUUUAAUAUUUCCUCUGACCCAGGAGAGUUACAUCCCUUGCCUAUCAAGGCACAUAUGCCCCUUUUAUAUCACAUCAAGGCUUCCCUCAAGAAAUAUGAAAUGACAGCUAAUCUCCACAAGAUGAAGUCUGCACAGUAUGAUGAAAUUCCAAAUCCUAUGGAUUUUCCAUGUGUUGAUCUAUUCGACUGCACCAAAACUUAUGUUGAUGAUGAAUUUAGUACAUUGUUUCAUGAGUAAGCAAAUAGCAAAUACAUGAAUUUGCACUGAACUUCAGUAUUGUUUAUAGUUGCAAGAAAAUAUAUAGUUAUCAAGAUAAUGGUUGCAGCAUGAUGGCUGUAGCAUAAUAUACAAUACUGGGUAUAUAUGUAGGCAAUAGACCUUGCAUUUUUUGUUUUUGGUGCUUUUAUACUG
This is a messenger RNA of Saccostrea cuccullata (small rock oyster), 1940 nucleotides long. RefSeq names its product steryl-sulfatase-like. Bases 42 to 1766 code for a protein of 574 amino acids. The transcript is spliced from 2 exons. The record is from RefSeq and is a predicted model, not a curated record. Gene Ontology annotation, molecular function: arylsulfatase activity. NCBI's taxonomy places the organism in Eukaryota, Metazoa, Mollusca, Bivalvia, Ostreida, Ostreidae.